This is a messenger RNA of Lachancea fermentati, 1725 nucleotides long. NCBI's taxonomy places the organism in Eukaryota, Fungi, Ascomycota, Saccharomycetes, Saccharomycetales, Saccharomycetaceae. The record is from the annotation of a GenBank genome assembly.
AUGUCGACGGAUGUUGAAGCAUUAUUCAAGGAGAAGUCUAUCCCCGAUAUAAGAGACUACAAUCUUGAGGUUUCACAAGAAAUUACGAGAACUAGAGAUGAAUUCAACCAGCAGUUAAGGGGAAGAUAUGAAGAAAUCCUCGACGUGACGCAUGAGGUUCGGCGCCUACUUGCGCAAUCUAAAGAGGUCGACUCAAAAUUGAUGGACUUAUGCUUCAACGAUACAAAGUACAAAUUAGAGAGUAUAUCGGAGGUGCAACUUGGCAGCCACAAGAACUCAGCAGGCCGUAGCAACGAAAACACGUACGUCGAAAAUGCCCAGUGCAUAUUGAUUCUUACAAAUUGGAUUCAAGCGGUGAAAGUUUUCAUGAAAGACCCAUGCUCUAGCAAAAAUUUGGAUGAAGUUCUUGCCAAAUUUCAAACUAUCGAGUCCUCUACACCGGAUUCAUCUUACUCCGGAAUGAUCCUCAAGCAUUGUGCUCGUAUGGAAAGUUUUAUAUUGGAGCAAAAACCAGCAUUCAAUCCUUUACAAUGGGUUAAGGUUCACAAUUUAUUUCAUGAAGGGCAAAACCAGUUUGGGUUUAAACAUGCGGAGGAAAUUGAGGCUCUGGCAUACGAUGCUUUGCUUACCAACGAGGAUUUAAUUCACCAUCCUUCGAGUGCGAAUAUCGAUCCAUUAGUGCAAAAUUUCAUUGGGAGCGCGGUCUUUAAGCAGAGAUUAAUUGCGAGAUUCACUGAUAACAUUCAGCAACAUUUUGAAAAAUACGAAAAAGCAAGGCAGAUAACGAGUGAGGAAAUUAAAGUUUAUCAACUCAGUGACGAAAGAAAUUUAGCACAAUUCGUACAGAACGUCAAUCUUUAUUGCUUUGGUUUUACUAAUGUAGUGGGCCAAAAGCUGAAUGAUCUAAUUGAAGACGUUAUUGAAUGUCUGCGCAACUUGAAAGCGGCUGGCGCUGAUGAAAAGUGCAUGAACCCCAUCAAAGAAAGAAUUAUUGCACUGUUGGAUGAGGAAAUUAACACGCGGCAGUCAGCUAGUGAUGAAGCUACGAUCUGCACAGAGAUAUCGGAGAAUGAACUGGAUGUAAUUUCGGAGAAUGAUAAAAUUCCCGAAGAUCAAAAAAAUUCCGUAAAAGAACAAGAUGAGGGAGAUAAGGCUGAAAAGGAUGAAGAGGAUACGAAGAAAAAUUCUGAUUUAGAUUCCAAAACGAGCGUAGAUGCAACCACAACACAAGCGGAAGAUGCUGAUACGUCCGGAAUUGAUACAGAAAUUGAGUCACAUAAACAGUACGAGGGCAAAAAAGAGAUGACAAAUUCCCCUACCAUUGCAGAAAAUGAACCUAAGGAAUCUCUUGGAAAACAGGAUUCGGAUAAAAACUUAGCAAGUAAUGGAGCUUUCGCGACUUCUAAACUAAGCAAUAGUGGCGAAUCCGAGGUAGCUGAUCCUGAUGCAUCUGUUGAAAGUGAUAGACAGAAUGUUUCAUCACCUUUGACCAGUAAUGUGGCGGCGGAGCCAAUAUGGCAGCAAGCAAGCGAUUACGACCCUACGAGGGAAGAUCAAAAGAAAAAAGAAUUAAAAAACAACUCCGACGGAGAUAAUCAAAAUGAGUCACUAGAGAAGAUGUCACCAUCGACCGGGAUAUUGAUCCAGAAGCUCAUAAGCACUACAAACCAAAAGCAUUUAGCUGAGUACCUAUCGAGUAAGAUAGAGUUCAUUAGAUCACUUUAG